AAGUUUGUGAAUAUAAUAUUUUUUUCAGUCUUGGUAGUUGGGAGAUAAUGUAUAGUAUCAUGUUUUGCUUCUUCCAUGUUUACAAGAUCCAGAAGUUCUGCAACAAAAAAUAAAUAAUACAAAUCUUCUGUCCUCUUCCACUCCCUUAUUGAACCUCCUCUGUCUGGUUGCACAUGUAGGGCGACUCUUCUUUUACACUCAGCCCAAGUAAGUUUUCUAAUCUUUACUUUGUUCUUGUGUCCUAUAUGAUCUGGUUUAGUUUUGUUUUUUUGUUUUUUGUUUUUUUUUUUAACCGUGGAGAUCCGGCGAGUGAGGUGAAAAUCCCAAAAAGCCCGUAGCAGCCACGUAAUUUCCACCAGGAAUUAGUAGGGAGGGCCCUGGUGGCCACAUGGGGUUUCGAAGCCGGGUUCGUAUUGGCGGAGAAACUGCCUCAAGACCAGUAGCCCACCAUCCCGUGCUUAAUGGUUUAGUUUUGUUGUUCCUGUGUAGAGGAAUAGACCUUGAAACUAGUUUGGAGUUUCAGCUUUUGAACUCCACUUGUUUUGGAUAUAUUGUUCAGGUUUGUAAGUGCAUGUCUAUAGGAAACAUGGAUGAUUUACCAGACAAUCUUCUUUGCCAAAUCUUAUCCAACUUGUCUACAAAAGAAGCUGCUGUGACAUCACUUCUCUCAAAAAGAUGGCGACAUCUGUUUGCUCUUGUACCAAAUCUUGAUUUCGAGAGCUUUUCCUCUCAGCAUACGGAUCAUACGAGUUUUAUAGAUUUUGUGGAUAGAGUGUUGAAGCUACGAGGGAAAGAUCAUGUUAACAAGUUCUCUCUAAAAUGUGGAGAUGGUUUUGAGGACGAAGACGUGUACCCUUGGAUAUCAAACGUGCUGAGACAUGGUGUAUCAGAUCUUUCUCUACACGUCUCUUCCUCAUGGGUUUAUUGGUUGCCUUCGAAGGUUUUUGUGAGUAAGACACUGGUUAGGCUGAAGAUAGGACCUGAAGAUGGUCCCAAAGUUAAACUGAGAAAUGUUUAUCUUCCAAGGCUCAGGACUCUGAUUCUAGACUCAGUUGUGUUUGUAGAGGGUGAGAUUGGUUCUGCAAAGCUUCUGUCUGGUUGUCCUGUGCUUGAGGAAUUAAGUUUGGGUAAUCUUGAGUGGGGUUAUUGGGGUUCUUGCUAUGUGGCUUCAAAAAUCCUGAAGAGACUAACUCUCUGCUGUGCACACUGUGAUGACAAUCCAAAGAGUGUAUCAUUUGAUACUCCAAACGUUGUCUACUUCAAAUAUUCUGAUAAUAUUGCAAAGAAGUAUCCAAAAUUGAAUUUUGAUUCGCUGGUUGAAGCUAGUAUCGAUAUUCGGAUGACAAAUGAUCAGAAAGCAAAUGUCAGAUAUGUAUCUAAUGAUGAUGAGGAAAGAGAGAUGGUUGGUAACGCAACAGAGCUUCUUAUGGGAAUAUGCAAUGUGAAGACCCUUUACUUAUCUUAUGACACUCUUGAGACACUUAACUUUUGCUGUGAAGCAAUACCAGUGUUAAGAAACUUGACUCAUCUAACUAUUGAGAGUAACCAAGAAGUGGGAUGGGAAUCAUUGCCACAACUUCUCAAGAACUGUCCAAAUCUUGAAACUCUCGUCUUCCAAGGACUCACUCACAAAGCUACAAGUAGUCCUUCCCUAACACAUUGUCCGGUGAAGUUUCUUAAGAUAUUGAAAUUUGGAGAAGCCGGCGAUGAUGACGAUGUGGACAUGGCGAUGGAGAUAGUAAUGAUCAACCAAUUCCUACAGAAGAUGUUGAAUCUCGAACGGCUCAUAGUAUACUACAAUACAUCAAUCGAAGAUGAUCUGGUUGAAGUAUCAAGCCAACUUCAGAUGCUUCCUGCAGCAGCUUCAUCCAAGUGCAAGAUCCAAGUAAUCUCUGAUAGCCUCGGCUUAUCAGUUACUCUGCCUAUUUCCUUAUAGAUGAAAUUUGCAUUGAUCCUCUAGAAGAACCUUUCUGGUUUCUUGGCUCCUUUACCAAUGGAUGUUUCUCUUGGCUACAAGUAUAUGUAGUUACUAAAAUACAUAAAACUCAAAAUAAAGAUUUAUUGAUUCAACUUUGUUGGUUAGUGUUUUAUGCUUUUGUUGUGAGAAA
Molecule: messenger RNA, 2108 nt
Organism: Brassica oleracea var. oleracea
Lineage: Eukaryota; Viridiplantae; Streptophyta; Magnoliopsida; Brassicales; Brassicaceae
Product: F-box/LRR-repeat protein At3g59210
Exons: 3
Coding region: 389-1936 (515 amino acids)
Molecular function (GO): protein binding
Source: RefSeq, a predicted model, not a curated record